Talaromyces rugulosus is the source of this 1662-nucleotide messenger RNA. RefSeq lists its product as uncharacterized. NCBI's taxonomy places the organism in Eukaryota, Fungi, Ascomycota, Eurotiomycetes, Eurotiales, Trichocomaceae. The record is from RefSeq and is a predicted model, not a curated record. The transcript has 4 exons. Gene Ontology annotation, molecular function: monooxygenase activity; oxidoreductase activity, acting on paired donors, with incorporation or reduction of molecular oxygen; heme binding. Bases 1 to 1662 code for a protein of 553 amino acids.
AUGGUGCUGCUAUUCAAAGAAGAACUCAUGGCCAACCUGGCCCUCUCGGUCGUCGCAACCGUGGGGCUGGUCUGGGUCGGCCAGUUCCCCGGCUGGACAUUCAAGAGUCUUUUUGGCUGUGUAUUUGCUGUGAAUUUUGGGGUGCAGUUGUUCUGGGAUGUGUUGAUAUAUCCUUAUUUCGUCAGCCCGCUGCGCAAUCUCCCGCGAGUUCCUGGCAUGGUGAGCCAACUCACAAUCCUCAUGGACACCCCCCGAGGUAGACUCCCUCUGCAAUGGAUGCGCGACAUCCCCAACGACGGCCUGAUCCAUUUCCGCGGCGCUUUCAACGCCAGCUACCUGAUCGCGACAAACCACCAAGCCCUAUUGGACAUUAUGAGCACAAACACAUACGAUUUUGAGAAACCGUGGAAAGCGCGUGAGUUUCUGGCGCGUAUUAUUGGGUUCGGUUUGAUUCUGUCCGAAGGGAAUGCGCAUCGCGUGCAACGGAAAGCCCUCACGCCGGCUUUCAAUAUCAAGAAUAUCCGUGCAUUGUACGGGUUAAUGUGGGAUAAAACAAAUGUCCUUCUGGGUGAGUUGGAAAAGGAGGCCAGGGCGAACCCCAUGGAGGGAAUGAGUUCGGGGAACAGUGGCAAGGUGGAAAUGACAGUUUGGGCGAGCCGCCUUACGCUCGAUGUAAUCGGCCCCGUCGCCAUGGGCCGCGAUUUCCAAUCCAUAACGCACAAGGAAAACAAAGUCGCCGACAGUUUUCUCGCCAUCCUCGAGCCCUCGCGCGAGAAGCUGGUUUUCUUGGGCGUCAACUUUGUUUUCCCGCAAUGGUUUGCGCGCUUGAUCCCCGGAAUGGGCCGGUUGCAUAAAGUUAUUGAUGAUGAAACGGGCUAUCUACGUCGUGUGUGCCAUGAGAUUGUGCGCGAGAAGCGCAUUGCCCUAAAGACGCAAAAGGUUGAUACGCAGGAACUCGAGGCGGACAUUCUGGGCACGAUUAUGCUGCGCGGAGAGUUUUCGGAUGAUGAGUUGGUGGAUCAGAUGCUGACGUUUCUUGCUGCGGGGCACGAAACAACUGCGAGCGCCCUCACCUGGGCAUGCUACCUCUUGUGUCUAUAUCCCGACGUACAAGAGCGUCUCCGACAAGAAAUCCACGCCACAAUCCCAUCCUCCACCAGCCAAGUCACCUGGAACCAGCUCGAAUCCAUGCCUCUCCUCAACGGCGUAUGCCAGGAAGUGCUACGUCUCUACCCAACCGUGCCCGCCACCGUGCGCGAAGCCAUUCGCGAUACUAUCGUCGCCGGCACUUCCGUCCCACGAGGAACACGCAUUACCUUGUGUCCGUACGCAACAAACCGCAGUCCUCACUUCUGGGGCGCUACCGGCGAGGAAUUCAUACCUGAGCGAUGGAUCGACACGGACGAAAAGGGGAACAAAACAGUCAAUCAUCAUGGCGGCGCGCCAACGAAUUUCGCGCAAAUCACUUUUUUGCAUGGGCAGAGGUCGUGCAUAGGCAAAGACUUUGCGCGUGCAGAGCUGAGAUGUGCGGUUGCUGGUGUCGUGGGCAGGUUUGCGAUGGAGAUGCAGGAUCCGAAUCAGGAAAUUCAUAUUGCGGGUGCGGUCACGACGAAGCCGAGAGAGGGGAUGCAUUUGAAGAUGACUACGAUGGAGGGGUGGUGA